Molecule: messenger RNA, 11644 nt
Organism: Ananas comosus (pineapple)
Lineage: Eukaryota; Viridiplantae; Streptophyta; Magnoliopsida; Poales; Bromeliaceae
Product: E3 ubiquitin-protein ligase UPL1-like
Biological process (GO): positive regulation of protein catabolic process; protein polyubiquitination; proteasome-mediated ubiquitin-dependent protein catabolic process
Molecular function (GO): ubiquitin-protein transferase activity; protein binding
Source: RefSeq, a predicted model, not a curated record
CUAGGGUUUCCCCUCUCCCAGGCGCUCCCUCUCUACUGAUUAUAUGUAUAUACCAAUUUUCUCCUGAUAUCGUUCCGAUAUCGGAGAAACCCUACUCCGCUCCGCGGUUCUUGCGUUGAGCUCUCGCCCGGGCAAUGCGAAUUUCGAGAUGAAGCUCAAGAGGAAGCGAUCUGUGGAAGUGCCUCCAAAUAUAACUUCUUUCAUCAAUGUCGUCACUUCUGCUCCUCUUGAGAGCAUCGAAGAACCAUUAAAGAGUUUCGUCUGGGAAUUUGAUAAGGGGGAUUUUCAUCACUGGAUCGAUCUUUUCAACCAUUUCGACUUAUUUCUUGAGAAGUAUAUUAAACCAAGGAAAGAUUUAUUAAUCGAUGACAAUUUCGUUGAUGCUGAUCCUCCCUUUCCUCGGGAUGCAGUUCUGCAAAUUCUGCGAGUUACAAGAAUAAUAUUGGAGAACUGUACUAACAAGCACUUCUACAGCUCCUUCGAACAGCAUCUGUCAUGUCUUCUUGCUUCAACUGAUGCAGACAUUGUCGAGGCAAGCCUUCAGACACUGACGGCAUUUGUGAAGAGAUCAGUUGGAAAAUGUUCUAUACGUGAUGCAUCCCUGACUUCUAAAUUAUUUGCAUUUGCUCAAGGUUGGGGUUGCAAGGAAGAAGGCCUUGGAUUAAUCUCAUGCUGCUUACCUAGUGGGUGUGAUCCAAGUGCUGUUGAAGUUGGUUCCACGCUCCAUUUUGAGUUCUAUGCAACUGUCGACCAAUCAAGUGAGUCUAACGAUGCAGAAUGCUCAAAUCAUGGCCUUCAAGUUAUUCAUAUACCAAACAUUAGCUCUUAUAAUGAGAAUGAUCUUGAAAUUCUCGAUAAGUUGGUGAAUAAACACAAUGUACCUCUGAAUAUGCGGUUUGCGCUACUAACAAGAUUGAGAUUUGUGAGGGCUUUUGGGUCAUUAACAAAUCGGCUCCAAUAUAUAUGCAUCCAGUUAUAUGCCUUCAUAGUUCUUGUUCAGGCAAGCCAUGAUGCUGAAGACGUGGCAACAUUUUUCAACAAUGAACCUGAAUUCAGCAAUGAGCUCUUAUCAUUACUGAGCUAUGAUGAUGAGAUUCCUGAAAGGAUUAGGAUUUUGGGUAUCCUAGCGUUGGUUGCACUAUGCCAAGAUAGGUCCCACCAGUCUACAGUUUUGGCCUCUGUAACUACUGGGGGCCAUCGUGGAAUCCUUCCGAGUCUUAUGCAGAAGGCCGUGGAUUCUAUCACCAGCGGUUCCACAAAGUGGUCGAUUGUUUUUGCAGAAGCACUUUUAUCUCUUGUUUCCAUAUUGGUUUCGUCUACCUCUGGUUCUUUAGCUCUUCAAGAAGCAGGAUUCAUACCUACUAUCUUACCUCUGCUUAAAGAUACUAACCCACAGCACCUACACCUUGUUAGUACUGCAGUGCAUGUCAUUGAGGGUUUCUUGGAUUAUCACAACCCUUCUUCAGCCUUAUUUAAAGAUCUGGGCGGCCUUGAUGAGACUAUCGCACGCCUGAAGAUCGAAGUUGAGAAUGUUUCUUUGAAAUCCGAGGAUCAAUCUGAAUAUGAUAGGAAAGGAAAACAAAUUUGUGUGCAACAAUCUCUUUAUUCAGAUUCCUUGAUUUCAUACCAUCGGAGAUUGUUAAUGAAAGCUUUGCUCCGCACUAUAUCUCUCGCUACUUAUGUUCCUGGAAGCUCUGCACGAGUUGAAGGCUCAGAAGAAAGUAUAUUGCCACCAUGUUUGUGUACCAUUUUUAGGAGGGCAAAAGACUUUGGUGGUGGAGUAUUUUCACUAGCUGCUAAUGUAAUGAGUGAUCUUAUACACAAAGAUCCUACAUGUUUCCCCAUUCUUGAAGCAGCUGAUUUGCCUCGGGCUUUUAUUGAUGCUAUAAUGAGUGGUGUUCUCUGUAAUUCUGAUGCCAUCGCAUGCAUACCUCAGUGCUUGGAUGCAUUGUGUGUGAACACCAAUGGCCUUCAACUGGUGAGGGAUCAUAAUGCUCUUAGGUGUUUUGUGAAAGUUUUCACUUCGAGAUCAUAUUUGAGAGCUCUUAGUGUAGAUACAACUGGGGCAUUGUCUAAUGGAUUGGAUGAGCUAGUUCGCCAUGCUUCUUCUCUCCGCACCUCAGGUGUUGAUAUGCUUGUUGAGAUUUUGACUGCUAUUUCGAGAAUUGGGUCGGGAUCUGACUCUGUUUCAGUUCCCAUGGAGACUGAUGAGGGAGAAGUAUCAAAAAUUGGCAGUUCAGAGCAGAUUAUUGAGCCGUCUUCAGAUGGAUCAUCUGUGACAAUCGAGACUUUUCUUCCCGAGUGUAUCUCCAAUGUUGCUCGCCUUCUUGAAUCGGUUCUUCAAAAUGCUGAUACGUGCCGUGUCUUUAUUGAGAAAAAGGGAAUAGAAUCUGUCCUCAAGUUAUUCACAUUGCCUUUACUUCCUACCUCUGCGUCUAUUGGUCAGAGCUUAUCUGUUGCAUUUAAAAACUUCUCACCUCAGCAUUCAAUUUCUUUGGCAAGGGUCAUGUGCACCUGUUUUAGAGAACAUCUUAAAUUGACAAAUGAAUUGUUGGGUGUGGUUUCGGGAACCAUGCUUGCUGAUAUUGAAUUGGCUAAACAGCAAGAGAUCUUGAGGUGCCUUUCUAGUCUAGAAGGGCUGCUCUCACUUGCCAAUGUUCUGUUGAAAGGAUCGACUUCUAUGAUCACUGAGUUGGCAGCUGGAGAGGUUGAUAUCUUGACUGACUUGGGGAAUGUUUACAAGGAAAUAACGUGGCAAAUCUUUUUAUCUCGGGAUUCUCCAGCAGAGGAGAAGCAAGAUAAUACUGAUCGUGAUGCUGGGACAGGUGGAGAAGUUUCUUCUUCUUCGUUGUCCAGUACUAUCGCAAGGGAAAGUGACGACGAUGGAAGAAUUGUUCCAGUUUUGAGGUACUCAAGUGCUACAAGAAAUGGUAAUGCUUCUAAUUGGAGUUUUGACCAGGAUUUUGUCUCUGUGGUACGUUCUGGUGGAAGUAUUCAUCGCCAUGGGAGACAUGCUUUGUCGCGGAUUCGUGGUGGAAGAUUUAGUCGGCAUCUUGAUGCAUCACAUGCCGAUACAGAGGGCUCCCUCUCCACACUGGAGGAGUCUUUGGUUCAAGAUUCAACUAGAAAGAGGAGCCCGGAUGUUUUGGUUGCAGAAGUUCUUGCGAAACUUGGUUUCACUAUCCGUAGCUUCCUCUCUUCUCUCAUCAAAGGAUUACCAGCUCGUCGAAGGACUGAUUCCAACCUCAGUCCUGCUGCUAAGAGCCUUGUUACUGCUCUUGCACAGCUCUUUCAUUCAGCUCUAAGCUUCUCUGGAUAUUCUACCACUGGCUUUGAAAUGUCUUUAUCUGUGAAAUGCCGCUAUCUUGGAAAAGUAGUAGAAGACAUGGCGUCACUUAUCUUCGACAGCAGACGCCGUUCAUGCAAUGCGACACUGGUCAAUUGUUUCUACGUCAAGGGAACAUUUAAGGAGCUUCUUACUACAUUUGAGGCCACCAGUCAUUUAUUGUGGACUCUGCCUUUCUCUAUGCCACCUUCUGUGCCUGAUCAAGUAGAGACUUGUGUAGAUGAGAAGAAAGUUUGCAACAGUUCAUGGCUUUUGGAUACACUGCAAAGCUAUUGCAGGCUAUUGGAGUAUCAUGUGAAUUCAUCAUUGCUAUUAUCCCCAUCACCAUCUCAGGGUCAGCUGCUGGUUCAACCUGUUGCAACUGAAUUAACAAUUAAUCUUUUUCCUAUACCGAGGGACCCGGAAGGAUUUAUUCGUAUGCUGCACUCCCAAGUUCUUGAAAUAGUACUUCCCGUGUGGAAUCAUCCCAUGUUUCCUAAUUGUGAUCCUGCUCUAAUUACUUCCUUGGUCUCUAUACUUAAUCACAUAUACUCGGGUGUUGGGGAUUUGAAUAAUAAUCGUAGUGGGUUUGGAAGUAACAUUCAGAGACUCACUAGCCCCCCUCUUGAUGAAUCAGUUGUUGCUACCAUAGUUGAGAUGGGCUUUAGUAGAGCUCAGGCUGAGGAAGCUUUGAGGAGCGUGGGGACAAAUAGUGUUGAGAUGGCGACAGAUUGGUUGUUUAGCCAUCCUGAGGAGUCUAUUCAGGAGGAUGUACAGCUUGCUCAGGCGCUUGCUUUAUCACUUGGAAAUUCCACAGAAACAUCCAAGGAGGAUGCUGGUGAUAAGAAUAUGAAUGCAUUUACUGAAGAAAGAAAGGUAGAGGCGCCCGCUUUGGAUGAUAUGCUUGCUUCAUCGAUGAAGCUCUUCAGUUGUAGCGAUUUGGUUGCUUUUUCAUUGACAGAUUUGCUAGUGACGCUUUGCAACCGUAACAAAGGGGAGGACCGUGCAAAGGUGGUUGUUUAUCUUGUUCAGCAGCUGAAGCUAUGUCCAUCUGAUUUCUCCAGAGAUACAGGUUCUUUAUAUCCCAUCUCACACAUAUUGGCUUUGCUUCUAAACGAAGAUAGCAGUGUACGUGAAAUUGUUGCAGAGAAUGGUCUUGUUCCUGUUGUACUCGACAUAUUGAAUAACUACACAGUGAGGAAUAUUAAUGUUUCAGCCAAUGAGAGUCCGGCAACUAAGGCUUUGAGUGCUUUGCUGUUAAUACUCGAUACUAUGUUACAAAUGAAAUCCACUUCGGAGAACUCUGACAGGUCUUCUAAAUCAUUAUCUGACUCAUCUAGAUCGGCGGCCCCUCACCUGGCAAGUCAUUCAUCUGCAGCCAAGGAGAAGUCUGCAGCGGAGAGUGUUGAGAAAGAAUCCAGUGAUGAGCUCGAGAAGAUCUUGGGGAAAUCUACUGGCUAUCUGACUCUUGACGAUAGCAAAAGAGCUCUUUCCAUUGCUUGUCAUCUCAUAAAGCAGCAUGUGCCAGCAAUAGCUAUGCAGGCUGUUCUACAGCUAUGUGCACGCCUAACGAAAGUACACUCUCUAGCUAUAAAGUUCCUUGAACGUGGAGGAUUAUCUACUCUCUUUAGCCUCCCCAAAAGCUGUAUUUUUCCUGGUUUUGAUAGCUUGGCCUCUGCUAUUAUCCGCCACCUCAUUGAAGACCCUCAAACUCUUCAGGCCGCUAUGGAAUUAGAGAUAAAGCAAACCCUAAGUGGGAGCCUUAGUAGGUAUGGCGGCCGUUUAUCUCCCCGCUCGUUUUUGACUUCUAUGGCACCUGUGAUAUCAAGAGACCCAGCAAUCUUUAUGAGAGCGGCUGCUUCAGUUUGCCACAUAGAUUCUUCAGGGGGAAGGACAAAUGUGGUCUUGUUAAAGGAUAAAGAGAAAGACAAGGCGAGAGUGUCUGCCACUGAAAGUGCAGUUCCAUCCAAUAAUGAGCCAAUUCGUUUGCCUGAGAAUAGAACAAAUGAUACACCUGGGAAAUGCUUACGAGGUCAUAAAAGGGUUCCACCCGCUACUCUAUCUCAAGUGAUCGAGCAGCUUCUGGAAAUUGUUAUGAGCUACACUUCACGAUAUGAUAAUUGUGUAAGCGCUACAUUUAUGGAAAUUGAUGAGCCCAAUACAAAGGAAAAAGGUAAGUCAAAAGUUGAUGACGAGACAAAGAACAUGGAAAGUAGUUUUCUCUCAGAGGGGUCUGCAUGGGUAGCAAAAGUGACUUUUGUCCUCAAGCUGAUGACUGAGAUACUUCUCAUGUAUGCACAUGCUGUGGGUAUAAUACUGAAACGGGACAUGGAAGUAAGCCAACUAGGUGGUCAGAGUGGGAUAGUGCAUCAUAUACUGCACCAGUUGCUUCCAUUGUUAAUGGAAAAGUCAGCUGAAACCUCAGAUGAGUGGAAGGAGAAGCUAUCUGAAAAGGCAUCUUGGUUCCUGGUAGUGUUAUGCGGAAGAUCUAUGGAAGGGCGUAGACGUGUUAUUGGUGAAAUUGUAAAAGCAUUUUCUCCCCUUUUAGACUCAGCAUCCAGUUCCUCUAAAGGCUUAAUACCUGAAAGAAAGGUUUUGGCUUUUCUUGAUCUGGUGAAUUCUAUUUUGUCGCGAAACACUUCUUCAUCUAGUGACUUGCCUGGUCUUGGAUGCUCACCGGAUAUUGCUAAAGCAAUGCUGGAUGGAGGAAUGGUGCAAUGCCUUUCCCGUCUACUUCAAGUGAUCGAUUUUCACCACCCAAAUGCUCCCAAAUCUGUGAAUUUAAUACUCAAAGCUUUAGAGGCUCUGACCGGUGCUGCCAAUGCUGGUGAUCAAAUGCUUAAGUCAGAUCGGUCCAUUCAUAAGGGAAAAUCUAUGACAGGUUCCCAGGAAAGUAACGAAACUGGGGCUCAAACCAGAAAUGAAGCUGCAAACCUCGACCAGAAUGUGAGUUUUCAACAUCAAGAAGCUGAUGCUGUCCGAACAGCAGAGCCAGGACAGCGGGUUCAGGAACCAUCUGUGAAUGACAGGGAACAAACUGUAAGUGAAAAUCAGCCCAGAGAGCAGGAUAACACUGCUGCUGGCCCACCAGUUGAACAAGGGGUUAUGGAGUUCAUGCAGGAGGAAAUUGGCGAUGGUGAUGUAAUGCAGAAUAGAAACGAAGUUGAUGAUGACAUGGGCGAGGAAGAUGAUGAGGAUGUUGGCGAGGAUGGUGAGGAUGAUGAUGAGGAUGAUGACGAGGACGAUGAUGAGGAUAUAGCAGAGGAAGGAGCUGGCUUGAUGUCGUUAGCUGAUACUGAUGUGGAAGACCAUGAUGACGCUGGUAUGGCUGAUGAAUAUAACGAUGACAUGAUCGAUGAGGAGGAUGAUGAUUUUCCUGAGAACCGUGUUAUAGAAGUGAGGUGGAGGGAAGGCUUAGGCAACGGUUUAGAUCAGCUGCGAAUCUCGAGGGGGCACGGAAAUGCUAGUGGUUUUAUCGAUAUCGCUGCAGAAUCGUUUCAGGGUGUGGAAGCCGAUGACAUGUACCAUCUGCACAACCCGUUUGGUAUAGAACGCCGCCGUCCGAAUGCUAGCAGAUCUUUCAUUGAGCGAUCACGGUUUAAUGGAAAUGCCUUUCAACAUCCAUUACUCAUUAGACCAUCUUCAUCAGGGGAACAACUGACCUCUAGAAACAUGGACACGUUGUCAUUUGGGAAUUUAGAUGGAGCCCACUUCUACAUGUUAGAUGCUGGAUUUCCAUCAGAUGCUUUUGGUGAUCGUUUCGUUGGAGCACCACCUCCAUCAUCAUUCAUUAACUUUGCAUUUGGUACGGACUCGGGGCAUAUAGCAGGAAGAAGAGGUUCUGGGGAUAAUCGUUGGACUGAUGAUGGCCAGCCUCAGGCCAGCAGUAAUGCUGCUGCUAUUGCACAGGCAAUCGAGGAUCAGUUUGUGUCACAGUUACGUGGUGUGGCUGCUACUGUUGAUGACGCUCCUUUGCAUGGGGAGAAAACAGAGCAAGCUGGAGAGCAGGAUAGUCAGCAAUCAGCACCAUCAAAUGUAGACAACCAAGUACCUGCAACAGUCGAUAUUCCAUCUCAACUAAGUGGAGAUAUUCCAUCCCAAGCUGCUUUUGCCAGUGGAAUGAUUGAUGUGCACUCAGUUGCUUCUGCAGCAGAGGAUCAAACAAAUCCAGAGACAAGGCAGCAAUUACUUGAUGACUUGAACAUCGUGCAUGAUGGUAGUGAGAUGAUGCACUGUGAUGAAAGGCAUGGGGAGGAAGUGGGCCUGAUCACGAAUAUACCAUUGGAUCAUCCCAUGCAAGAUGGACCUGAUCUACCUGCUGAAGCCCGAGAAAAUGAACUGGAAAAUGAUACUAGAGAUGCGCCAUCUGGUGUAGAGAGCCAUUCGAGCUGUGUUGCCCUCAUCUCUUCAGGCUCGGCAACAGUAACAGAGCAGAGUGAUGCCCAUGCUGGUUCAGCCGCUGCGAGUGCUGAUGUUGAGAUGAAUGGCGUAGAUGCUGCUGGGGUCGAAGACUCUGCACUACCUGCUUCAAUUGGAGAUGGUAGAAAUGGAGGAGUUCCACAAGAGGCUAGCCUGAUUGAGCAAGCCAAUACCAAUAAUGGGGCUUCAAGCGCAAAUGAAAUUGACCCUACUUUCUUGGAAGCACUUCCAGAGGAUCUCCGUGCGGAAGUGCUGGCUUCACAGCAAGCUUCACAGCAAAACCACUCCACUCAAGCUACAACAUAUACUCCACCAAGGGCAGAGGAGAUUGAUCCUGAGUUUUUAGCAGCUCUUCCACCAGACAUUCAAGCUGAAGUUUUGGCCCAACAGAGGGCGCAAAGGUUGUCUCAGCAAGCUGAAGGACAACCGGUUGAUAUGGAUAAUGCUUCAAUUAUAGCUACUUUUCCUCCUGAGUUGCGCGAAGAGGUGCUUUUGACUUCAUCAGAGGCUGUUCUAUCGGCAUUACCUUCAGCUUUAAUUGCUGAAGCCCAAAUGCUAAGGGACCGAGAAUUCAACCGUUAUCAUGCUCGUGGAAACCUCUUUGGAGGCAGCCACAGAUUUGGUAGUAGGAGAUUGACGGUCGACAGGCAGACUGUGAUGGAUAGAGGAGUUGGAGUAACAAUAGGUAGAAGGGUAGUUUCUGGAACGGUGAACAGUUCUAAGAGUAAAGACGUUGAGGGAAUGCCUCUUUUGGAUUCAGAUGCUUUGAAAGCUCUAACUCGUCUGUUAUGGUUGGCCCAGCCUGUCAGCAAAGGCCUUCUCCAAAGAGUUUUGUUAAAUCUGUGUGCUCAUAGUGUUACGCGUGGUAUUCUGAUAGGCUUUUUAAUAGAUAUGGUUAGAUCUGAAGUUGAUGGACCUGGUAAUUCAAGUACAACAACAACCCAGAGGCUCUAUGGCUGUCAGUGGAAUGUUGUCUAUGCCCGACCUCAAUCCUCUAAUGGUCUUCCUCCCCUUGUUUCCAGGCGGCUUCUGGAGAUUCUGACAUAUCUGGCGAGAAAUCAUUCUUCUGUUGUUGAUAUUUUGUUCUAUUUUAAUCCUUCAUCAGCCAUAGGCCCCUCAACUACCAUUGGCAUGGAGAAGGGAAAAGAGAAAAUCUUUGAGGAAGGGGCUUCAUAUGAUGCGCUGGGGACGCCAUCCAAGUAUCAUAUGCCUCUACUAUUGUUUCUGAAGCUCCUUAAGACACCUUUAUUUUCACGCAGCAAUGCACAUGUUGAGCAGGUCAUGUGCUUGCUUCAAGUGGUUGUAAACAAUGCUGUCUCCAAAGUUGACAACCUGUCACGGUCGGGACAAGCUGCAGGCAUCUCUGAGGCACAAUUAGCAAAUGGGGCAUUGUCUAAUUCCCAAAUAGAUUCUUCCACUCAAGAGCAGGAACACAGUAAGGAUCUUGAUCAGUGCCCUAAUGCUGAGGUGACACCAUCCUCGGGUGCCAAACAAUCUGUAAACCUGUAUGACAUUUUGGUGCAGCUUCCAGAGUCAGACUUGUGCAACUUGUGCAGAAUUCUUGCACUCGAGGGACUUUCAGAUAAAGUAUAUUCACUUGCUUCUGAAGUAGUGAAGAAGUUGGCCUCUGUUGCUGCCACCCACCGAAAGUUCUUUCAACUGGAGCUAGCAAAUUUAGCUGGUAGCUUAAGUUCAUCAGCAGUUGUGGAGCUCGUAAGUUUGAAGAAAACCCAAAUGCUUGGGCUUGGUUCUUCAUCUUCGGCAGGUGCAGCGAUCUUGCGCAUGUUGCAAACCCUAAUUAUACUGACUUCCAUUAAUAGCAGAAAGGGCAAAGAGCUUGAAGAGGAACAGGUGGAGCACUCUGUACUUGGGGACUUAAAUGUAUCGCUUGAACCUCUAUGGCAAGAAUUAAGCGAUUGCAUUAGCACGACAGAGGCGAAGCUAGGACAGAAUUCGACCUCUGCACCAAUUUCAGAUGUUGUAGACGUCAGUGGUUCUUCCUCUCCUUCCCGGCCUCUUCCUCUUGGCACACAGCAGUUGUUGCCAUUUAUAGAGUCUUUCUUUGUUCUUUGCGAGAAGCUUCAAACAAGCCAAACCAUCUCACAUCCAGACAGCAAUGUAACGGCAAGAGAAGUCAAAGAAUAUUGUGGGACGUUGUCGUCACCAUCCCAGAAGAGCAGUGGGAACGUGAAUAUGACUUUCUCUAGGGUGGCGGAGAAACAUCGCCGCCUUCUCAAUGUUUUUAUUCGGCAAAACCCUAGUUUACUGGAAAAGUCACUUUCAAUGAUGUUGAAAGUACCAAGGCUAAUUGAUUUUGACAACAAGAGAGCGUAUUUCCGUUCGCGCAUCAGGCAACAGCAUGACCAGCACCACUCUGCUCCUUUACGGAUAAGCGUUCGGCGGGCGUAUGUGUUGGAGGAUUCAUAUAACCAGUUGCGGUUGCGCCGUACACAGGACCUUAAGGGACGAUUGAGUGUGCAAUUUCAAGGAGAAGAGGGGAUUGAUGCUGGCGGUUUGACUAGGGAAUGGUAUCAAUUACUUUCUAGAGUUAUAUUUGAUAAAGGUGCUUUGCUUUUCACUACAGUGGGGAACAAUGCAACUUUCCAGCCUAACCCCAACUCUGUCUACCAAACGGAGCAUCUAUCGUAUUUCAAGUUUGUUGGCCGUGUGGUUGCCAAAGCAUUAUUUGAUGGUCAGCUGUUGGAUGUUCAUUUCACUCGCUCUUUUUACAUGCACAUCCUGGGUGUUAAAGUAACUUAUCAUGAUAUAGAAGCUGUUGAUCCUGAUUAUUACAAGAACUUGAAGUGGAUGCUUGAGAAUGAUGUUAGUGACAUCCCUGAUUUGACAUUUAGUAUGGAUGCCGACGAAGAAAAACACAUCCUUUAUGAAAAAAAUGAGGUUACUGAUUAUGAGCUAAUACCUGGGGGAAGAAAUAUCAGGGUAACUGAAGAAACAAAGCAUGAAUAUGUGGACCUUGUCGCAGAACAUAUAUUGACAAAUGCCAUUCGUCCUCAAAUUAAUGCCUUCCUGGAAGGCUUCACUGAAUUAGUUCCCAGGGAUCUUAUUUCAAUAUUCAACGACAAGGAGCUUGAGCUUCUGAUUAGUGGACUUCCGGAGAUUGAUCUUGAUGAUCUGAAAGCAAAUGCGGAAUACACUGGAUACACAGCUGCAUCUGCUGUUAUUCAGUGGUUCUGGGAAGUCGUCAAGUCAUUUAGCAAGGAAGACAUGGCUAGAUUACUGCAAUUUGUCACGGGAACAUCGAAGGUUCCUUUGGAGGGAUUUAAAGCAUUGCAAGGUAUUUCAGGCCCUCAGAGGUUUCAAAUUCACAAAGCAUAUGGUGCUCCCGAGAGGCUUCCAUCUGCUCAUACAUGUUUCAAUCAGCUGGACCUGCCGGAGUACACCUCCAAGGAACAGUUAGAAGAACGCUUGCUUCUCGCCAUCCAUGAAGCUAGCGAAGGUUUUGGAUUUGGCUAAGAAACUGUGCUCCCAGAAACUAGCUAGAGAGAGAGCAACCCGCGUUCUCUUUCAUGUACAGGUUUCAAAGGAGAUCAGAUAAGAGUUCAUAACGGAAGCCUAUGCAUCCGAAAUGAUUCGAACGAAGUAAAUUGGCAAACCUACAAAUUUCCUGCUCUCUAACGUCGAGAACUCCCAGGUGUCAGGACGCAUGUUUUGGACUCCGGGCAUCAGCAGAACCAACCGCUCACUGUUUCUCUCUUUUCUCUUCAGCUAUCUUAUUAGUUAGCUUGAGGUUUUGAGAGUAAUGUAAAUGAAAAACGGACGGCCUUUUACUUGUUUUGUAUAUUUUUUUUCUUUGCCCUUUUAACUGCUGCAGAGAUUGUGAUUAGGGUGCAGCAUGUUUUGAAUUUGGCUGGUUAUAUAGUAAUUGUUCUCAUUUGGUUA